Molecule: messenger RNA, 6607 nt
Organism: Xenopus tropicalis (tropical clawed frog)
Lineage: Eukaryota; Metazoa; Chordata; Amphibia; Anura; Pipidae
Gene: ago4
Product: argonaute 4, RISC catalytic component
Exons: 18
Coding region: 75-2747 (890 amino acids)
Biological process (GO): miRNA-mediated gene silencing by inhibition of translation
Cellular component (GO): RISC complex; P-body
Molecular function (GO): RNA binding; nucleic acid binding; miRNA binding
Source: RefSeq, a predicted model, not a curated record
CCAAUAUAAGCAGGUGUGGUGAAGUUGCUAAAGUUUGCUCUUUUUAAGUGAUUUAUUUGAGGCAGAAGGGGAGAAUGGGCAGAAAAACUUUGUGCAAAAGUGAAACUGUCUGCCGAGAUGUUACUAUAAAUGGAAGUGCUGAGUGCCUGCAAAAUGUUGACUUACUUCCAGGCCCUCCACCGACGAACCUCUUCCAGCCUCCGCGGCGUCCUGGACUGGGAACGCUGGGAAAGCCAAUUCGGCUACUGGCCAAUCAUUUUCAGGUUCAGAUCCCGAAGAUAGAUGUCUACCAUUAUGAUGUGGACAUCAAACCAGAGAAAAGGCCAAGGAGAGUCAACAGGGAGGUGGUGGAUACAAUGGUGCGUCAUUUCAAGAUGCCGAUUUUUGGAGAUCGCCAGCCAGGUUAUGAUGGCAAAAGGAACAUGUACACUGCUCACCCUCUACCAAUUGGCAGGGACAGAGUUGAUUUGGAAGUGACCCUUCCUGGUGAAGGUAAAGACCAGACAUUCAAAGUCACUAUUCAGUGGGUCUCUGUGGUGAGCCUUCAGCUUCUUUUAGAGGCUUUAGCUGGACAUCUAAGUGAAGUACCGGAUGAUUCUGUUCAGGCUCUUGAUGUAAUCACUCGCCAUCUACCAUCCAUGAGGUAUACACCAGUUGGUCGGUCUUUCUUCUCUCCUCCUGAAGGUUAUUAUCACCCACUCGGUGGUGGGCGAGAAGUAUGGUUUGGCUUUCACCAGUCUGUUCGUCCAGCCAUGUGGAACAUGAUGCUCAAUAUAGAUGUUUCUGCGACUGCCUUUUACCGUGCUCAGCCGGUCAUAGAAUUUAUGUGUGAAGUCCUAGACGUGCAGAACAUCAAUGAACAAACAAAGCCUUUGACUGAUUCACAGCGUGUCAAGUUCACCAAAGAAAUAAGAGGUCUGAAAGUUGAAGUGACGCACUGUGGACAAAUGAAAAGAAAGUACAGGGUGUGCAAUGUUACUAGAAGACCAGCAAGCCACCAGACGUUUCCUUUGCAGUUGGAGAAUGGUCAAGCCAUGGAGUGUACCGUUGCUCAGUAUUUUAAGCAGAAAUAUAGCUUACAGUUAAAAUAUCCACAUCUCCCUUGUCUGCAAGUGGGACAGGAGCAGAAACACACAUACUUGCCACUUGAGGUUUGCAACAUUGUAGCUGGACAGCGAUGUAUUAAGAAACUGACAGACAAUCAGACUUCCACCAUGAUCAAAGCUACAGCUCGAUCUGCUCCAGACAGACAGGAGGAGAUCAGCAGGCUGGUGAAGAGUAACAGUAUGGUCGGUGGACCAGAUCCAUACCUUAAGGAGUUUGGUAUUGUUGUUCAUAAUGAAAUGACAGAGCUAACAGGCAGAGUCUUGCCAGCACCAAUGCUUCAGUAUGGCGGAAGAGUGAGUAAUAAAACUGUAGCCACACCAAACCAGGGUGUUUGGGACAUGAGAGGAAAGCAGUUCUACGCUGGUAUUGAGAUCAAAGUUUGGGCUGUUGCUUGUUUUGCACCACAAAAGCAGUGCAGAGAAGACUUGUUAAAAAGUUUCACUGAUCAGUUGAGAAAGAUCUCCAAAGAUGCAGGGAUGCCCAUUCAAGGUCAGCCUUGCUUCUGUAAAUAUGCCCAAGGUGCGGACAGUGUGGAGCCAAUGUUCAAACAUCUGAAGUUGACAUAUGUUGGUCUUCAACUUAUUGUGGUGAUUUUGCCUGGCAAGACCCCAGUUUAUGCGGAGGUGAAACGAGUAGGGGACACACUACUUGGUAUGGCCACUCAGUGUGUUCAGGUGAAAAAUGUAGUCAAGACUUCUCCUCAGACACUAUCAAACCUCUGCCUGAAAAUCAAUGCCAAGCUGGGGGGAAUUAACAACGUGUUGGUUCCUCACCAAAGACCUUCAGUGUUUCAACAGCCUGUUAUAUUUCUGGGAGCAGAUGUAACACACCCCCCUGCUGGGGAUGGCAAGAAACCUUCCAUUGCAGCUGUAGUGGGCAGCAUGGAUGGGCAUCCCAGCCGCUACUGUGCCACUGUGCGUGUUCAGACCUCGCGCCAAGAGACAACCCAAGAGCUGCUGUACAGCCAGGAAGUUAUUCAAGACCUUAGCAACAUGGUUCGGGAACUGCUUAUUCAGUUCUACAAGUCAACUCGGUUCAAACCCACUAGAAUUAUCUAUUAUAGAGGAGGUGUUUCUGAAGGUCAAAUGAAACAGGUGGCAUGGCCUGAGCUUAUGGCUAUUCGAAAGGCCUGCAUCAGCUUGGAAGAAGAUUACAGGCCUGGAAUAACAUACAUUGUUGUACAAAAAAGGCAUCAUACAAGGCUUUUUUGCGCUGACAAAACAGAAAGGGUUGGAAAGAGUGGCAAUGUGCCAGCAGGAACUACUGUUGACAGCACAAUAACACAUCCAUCAGAGUUUGAUUUCUAUCUCUGUAGUCAUGCUGGGAUUCAGGGAACAAGUCGUCCAUCUCAUUACCAGGUUCUCUGGGAUGAUAACUGCUUCACUGCUGAUGAACUCCAACUGCUUACCUACCAGCUGUGUCACACAUAUGUGCGUUGCACACGAUCUGUUUCGAUCCCUGCCCCUGCCUACUAUGCUCGACUCGUUGCAUUUAGAGCAAGGUAUCAUCUUGUGGAUAAGGAUCACGACAGUGCUGAAGGAAGCCAUGUAUCUGGUCAGAGCAAUGGUCGAGAUCCUCAGGCUCUGGCCAAAGCUGUUCAGAUUCACCACGACACACAGCACACAAUGUACUUUGCCUGACAGCACAGUGAGAGCUGGCACAAACUCUCCUCAUCCUUCUUUUCCAAUCCCUGAAAUCUGUUAAGCAGACUUCCCUGUAAUGUUCAGGGCCAGUUCUGUCUCUUGGCUUCCCACCAGCACAUUUUGGACUUUUUGCACUGAAUCUCUUUAUGAUGGCAUUUGAAUGGAGGAAAGAUGCAAACAUUUUUAUUUAGUUAUGUAAAAAAACUUAUGGAUUGUCUUCUGAUGCAUUGGACUGAAUAUUUACCUCAAGCUCAAAAGAUAUCUGAACAUUUUACUCCAAGCAACUCUUGUUGUGUUAAUUAUUUUUAAUUUGCAAGCCAGCAUUUCAUCAUCCUUGGUUGUAACAAAAAUGUACAUGCUUUUUUGUCUCAACAUGCUGCUUUGCGACUGUACUUAAACGGAAAAGUGUAACUGAGUGGGGCCAUAGACUUGCUAAAUGAGGUUUAGUCCUUACUGUAAAAUACCUUCUUAAUGUUUUUACAGGUAAUGCCGUCUGUCAGGUUUCUUAACCAUUGCAAACUUGUACUUUUUAAUGAGUGCAGGCUGCAAAUCUAUUGCACUAUAUUGCAUAUUAAUUAAGGUAAGUUUUUAUUUCUGUAUAAAAUGAAUGUGUAAUAUUAAGAUUUAAUAUAAGGGCCAUGUGGCGAGCACUGCCAUAUAAUUUUUCACAUGCAGAUUGCCAUUACUCUUCCUUCCCCAGACACCUUUUGCUGCCCAAAACAUGUUAGUAUUUUGCCAGCACACACAGAUGCCCGUGUUAUUGCUGCUGCAGUUUGAUAAAGUUUUUACUCUCGAAGGGAUGGGGUGUGGGGUACCAUUUUAUGGCAAUAACACAUUUUUAGUAUCAUUUACUAUCAUUUCGGCAUCCACAUGGUUUCUGGGUGUUGUAUGAUGUAGACGUUGUCUCCUUUCAUUACCAGUGAAUUUGUGGGGAAUCUGUUUUACAAAAUUACCUUCUCACUCUUAAGGUUUUUCUCUGCUGGUUUUUUUUGAGCAUGUUUUUUUUUCUGUCUAUGUGAUGUAGAUUGUUACUUCCAGUAUAGCCUAUGACCUCUAUUGUUGGCAGAGAAUCCUUCAUUGCCAGCAGGGCAGGCCCUGCAUUUACAAAGAAUUAAAGCUCCUUGACUGUUGGGAGAGAUUUAGGCAGCUUUGGGCCCGCUGAGACUACACGAUUUAUACCAGCAUUUUCUAUUCGUGUUGGUUCUCUGGACCCAGACUAACAAAGUGCAUGUUUGUAUAAUCUGCAUGUACAACAUUUUCUUAUUAUGCCUUUAUUCAGUUUAUUAUUUUUAUGAAUGAAAACCAACCCAUUUCUGUAUACACAUGCUCUUACCUGUCCUCCUUGAUCCCUCCACUCUAAAAGGUUCUUGAGAUAAACCUUUGCAGUGCUCAACUACCUGCAGGUUUUGUGAUGUGGCAACUCCAUUAACUUUAACAAGCCCUGUCUUUUGUUUCUCUGGUAUACCUCAGUUGCAUUUACUGCUUUUUUUCCUGCUCUAAUUAUCCAUGUUCUUACAGCAUGACAACAGGUUUGACCAUUGAUUUUCUUUUUCUUCUCUCCAUAUCUACACAGAAUAUACCUCACUGGGACAGUAGAAGUUGUGAAUGGGAGGGUUAUUGUGCUGCUUUGGGCUUUAUUGCUGCUUGGUAACCCACUUUAGUGCCAGGAGGACCUCCUGAAGGUGCUAAGGUUGUAAUCUUUUGUAUGUAGUGUGUUUGCAGUUGCAGCUUGGUGAGAAUCUCCAUAUGACCUUGAUAGCUUUGCUGUGUUUACUGGUGAUUAUUUCUUCAGCAGUUCCAUUUCCCCAGAUUAUAACUGGUGACACAUAGGGCUGUUUUUAUGGGUCAUGCCAUUUGUUGGCCCACUGUUUAUUAUAUGUAUAUUGUGUAACUAGACCAAAACAUUGAUUGGCUCACAUCAGAAGAGCAGUCCCAUGCUAUCUCUGAUUUGCUGCAUACAUAGCCAGCCAGGAUUUCUGUUUUCAGUGACUAACUCUCUAAUCAUUUCAGGUAUGAGGUAUGUUCUAAGUACUCAUUCAGAGGUAUUUUUUUAAAAUAAUUGCCCAAUUUGGUUAAAAUUAUAAUUGCCGGGCCUGAUCUAGCUUAGGAGUAAGUUUAUUACCAAAGGCAAGUUUCUUGGCUAUCUUAGGAGAUAUCAGGCAGCUAUGAGCUACAGUCCCAAGCAAUUGAGGCUUCUUGGAAAGGUUUAGUUUAGAUACCCUGUUAGGCUUAAAACUUAGCUCAAUUGGGUUUAACUAGCAAGUUUGAGUAUUUCAUGUGACUGACAGACAAUGACAUCAUCUAAUGUAAAGUACAGGGCAAAUCUAGUACUGAAACAUCCAAAAUGAACAAUAAUAUGAAUUUGUGGUCAUUUCUGUAUUAAAACUAUAAAAUGUUAAUGCCAAUGAAAUUUAGAAGUCCACUGUAGGAAAUGUUAUGUAGUGAAAAAAUGCAGACCUACGUAGCACCAUUUAUGCAAUAUGUGAAAAAAACAGAAGGCUAUUGCUUUUCACUCCCAUAGCAUUAAGAGUUUUAAGCCCCUUUGGGUUGCGAUCAUCAACAGUGUUUUCUAUUACGGCUUACACAAUAAGCAACAAGAUAACUGUGCCAUGAGCUUCAGUAUGCAGCCGACUUUAUUGCCGUGUCGAGCUUUGGCCACUCGUGACUAUUAAAGGGUCAGCUACACACUUGUAUAUAGAUAUAAAACUGAGCCAGGAUACCUACAGCAGUGGAGAUCUGUACAGUUUUGAAAGUAUGAUUAUGUCUUUGUUAGGACCGCAAUAUCAGAUGAGGUUUUUUUUGUUUUUUUUUCAUUUUGUUUGAUUUCUGGUUAAGGAUAAAGGGACAUGGGUGGGUGGGAAGGUAGCAUUAAGUAGAAGUGGGGUAUGUGUUUUGUAAACUUUUGAAACACUGCACAAUUUGUGUUGCAGCAAUACUAUUGUGAACUUUUUUUUUUUGUUUUUUUUUUCUCUUUUCCCUAGUAAAUAGCAGGGGGUGUGCUUGGAUCAGUGUUUUGGGGAAAAUUCGUACCUGUUUUAAGAGGUUUGAGUAGCUGUUGCAUAUUUUCAGUUUCUCUCUUAUGAGACUUUUUAAAGGGAAUCUGUUAUGAAUGUUCAGGAAUUUGUAAAAUAAUUUGGUGACAUUUUUCAACUUUUACUAAAUUGUACACCCUAAUCGGUGUUUCUCAAAUAUGUAUUUUCCGUUCUUACUGGCAAUUAAAUUUUUUUUUUACUGGUUCUCAAAAGAAUUCUAAGUCCCAAUGAGAACUCUAGACUUGUCCAGUUACAGCCUUUCUAUACACAGUCAACCCAUUACUUGUUUGUAAGUGUAAAAGAAAAAUUUAUGCUUUAAAAUUGCCCGUUAUUGAAACUUUGUAUACCAUACGGGGAAAUGAGGGGUGUUGGUCAUUUUGCACCAAAGUAAAGAAAUUACAGAUUUUAGAUGUUAAUACUGCAGUCUGAAAAUGCAUAGUUGUUUUUUCAAGUUAACUGGCAUCCUAAUUACAAGACUAUAUUGAAAAAAGCAUUUCAUAUUUAGAGUGAUGGAUCUGAAGAUUUAAAGGCUAUAUCCAGGUAGAUACCAGACUGCUGACUGGUAGGACAGUCUGUGUGUUCUUAUGAUUGGCCCUUCAUUAAGCGGUAGUAAUUCAGAAUCUGUGUUUAAACUUUGCUUCAGAUAAGUGAAUCAAGGUCAAGUGAGAGUUGUAGGCCUCUAACCAUGCUUGUAAGAGCACUUGGUGUAUUAAACCCGCACUUUGGCAUAGCCUAUGAAUACAACAGCCUGCCUAGUAUGAAGGGGUUUAUUUGCAGAGUAUUCUCAAGGUAAGUUUGGUCUGUGUAGAUAGUUGUAGCAUAAGA